Molecule: messenger RNA, 2470 nt
Organism: Magallana angulata
Lineage: Eukaryota; Metazoa; Mollusca; Bivalvia; Ostreida; Ostreidae
Exons: 1
Coding region: 151-1815 (554 amino acids)
Molecular function (GO): zinc ion binding
Source: RefSeq, a predicted model, not a curated record
GUUUAUAAAAAAAAAACUACUUUCAUUUUAUUCAUAUACUGUAUAUACGGUUCAUAAAGUUUAAAAUUCGGUCAGAUCUUUUUUUGGCUCUUGGUUGAGAUCGAGGGACGAUUAAAAUUGAAGUUUUUAAUACCUAUUUGUAGAACAACUAUGGAUCCUCGUUCUAGUGCCCAGGACGUACACCGAUGUGACCUUUGUGAGACCGCUACUGUGCAAAGCUACUGCGACUUUUGUCAUAUCAACCUCUGCAAGCUCUGUAUAGGUGAGCACAUCUUGGAUGGAUAUGACAAACACAAAAUAGUUCCCUUCCAGCAACGAAAAUCAACCUUGAUUUAUCCUAAAUGUGAAACACACCCAUUCAAACAUUGCAAAUUCAAAUGCAAAAAUUGUGAAAAUAUUUUAGUUUGUUCAUCCUGCAUGGCAUCAGAACAGCAUGGGGGACAUAGGUUUGAGGAACUUUUAGAAAUUUAUAAGACAAAGAAAGAAACUAUUAAAAAUGAUGCAAAAGAGUUAGUAAAUUGUAUUUCUCCUUCAUAUGAAGAAAUAGCCCUUGAUUUGGAAAACCAGCUAGCCAACUUAGAUGGAGGAUAUGAGAAAAUAACAACAGAGAUAUCCAAACAAGGAGAGGAAUGGCACAGAGAAAUCAAUACCAUCAUCAGCAGAAUGAAAACUAAAAUCAAUGAGGUAAAAAUGAAACACAGAGAUGUUUUACAGAAACAGUUGGAUGAAAUCAGGAAGACGGAGUCUCUAAUAAAACAAACAUUACAGGCUUUGAUGGAUAUUCAAGAAUCCACCGAGGUAUUACGAACGAUUGAAUAUAAAUCUGACAUCAGAGAUUUCAGCAAGCUUCCUCACAUGGCACAGGUAUCACUGCCAACAUUCAUUCCUAAACAAAUAGAUCAUGAGAGGCUGUAUAGUUCAUUAGGCCAUUUUACACCAUUAUCUAUUGACACUAAAGAAAGUACCUUGUCACUAAACCAACACAAUACUGCAGUCAGAGAAUUACUGGAUGAACCGGAGCUUGUUGUCUCAAUAAAGACUGGAUACUAUAAAGAUCUACGCCGUGUUACCUGCCUUGAUGACGACAAGAUAUGGGCGGUUAAUUGGACUAAUAAUAUCAAUUGCUUCAGCUUAAACGGAUCACUCCUUCAGACAAUCAAAACUAAAUCAGGACAAUUGUCAUAUGAUAUAGCUGUAGACAGUAAAGGAAAUCUACUGUUUACUGGCGGGAAGACAAUGUAUAAAGUAAUAAAUGGGCAGAUAGAACAGCUGAUCACAUUACAGGGAUGGCGUUCCUCGCAGCUGUGCCUCACCUCUACUGGUGAUCUCCUGGUUACCAUGUACACUGAUGAUACAUCUCAAUCCAAAGUUGUCCGUUACUCGGGAUCUACGGAGAAACAAACCAUUCAAUUCGAUGAUGAAGGUAAACCUUUGUACUCUGGGAAUGGCAUAAUUAAAUACAUUACAGAGAACAGAAACCAUGACAUAUGUGUAGCUGACUGUGGGGCUGGUGCAGUAGUGGUAGUUAAUCAGGACGGGGAACUCAGAUGGAGAUACACCGGUCAUCCCUCAGUUACCAAGAACGAACCUUUCAAACCCUAUGGUAUCACAUCAGACAGUCAGAGUCGUAUACUGACAGCAGAUUUUGACAAUCAUUGUAUUCACAUUCUAGAUCAGAAUGGACAGUUUCUCCGUUACAUUGAUAACUGUCAUCUAAACAAUCCUUAUGGUUUAUGUGUGGAUAAUAAUGACAAUUUGUUUGUGUGCGAAUAUAAUUACGAAAGCAAUAUAAAGAAAAUAAAAUAUUUGAAAUAGAAACCGAGUAACAGGGAUGCGCUUAACAAAAGAAUUUAAAGCUGAACACCUCUCGUAAAUAGGCACUGUCCGCCAUAUUUCUCUUUAAUCGCUGCUGUCCCUACAACUCUUAUAUAAGGGACAGACCUCUAAACAGUUCAAAGUACUUCGCUGUAGAGGUCUCACCUGUGUGGACGUACAUUUUGCCUCGCCGUGUUACUCGGUCGCGAUGAAAUUAUCAAAUUUUACGGACCUUUUUGAAGCCAGGAGAAUACUAACAUCAAAUAAAUUGGUCAAUGCAUUAUUUACGAACAGAAAAUGAACAUAAGAUAAGAAAAAAAAUGAAUAAAAUCUAAAGACCACGAAAGGAAUACUACAUGUCGGCCAAGAGGUUCAGGUGUGCAAUCGGGUGUAACGAAAUCGAGGGGUUUAUAUACCAGGUAUCUGUGUGACGGUGCCUAUUUACGAGCGGUGUUCAGCUUUAAGACUUACGAUCAAAUGUAAAUGUUCAUUAUUUACAGGUUAUAAAUGGUUUGACUUAUUACCGAUAAGAUUUACAAGAAUUGAAAUUAUUUUUGAAUACUAUAGUAGUUUGCCACGAAUUAUUUUUUCUUAUUAAUAUUCAUUUCAUGGGACUAAAAAGUUUUAUGACUUUGUCGUCAGUUCUAUUUGUUAA